This is a messenger RNA of Anthostomella pinea, 459 nucleotides long. Lineage: Eukaryota; Fungi; Ascomycota; Sordariomycetes; Xylariales; Xylariaceae. The record is from the annotation of a GenBank genome assembly.
AUGAUGAACCUGACCUUCGAGCCAACCAUCCCGCUGAACUCUGUUAUCCUCAUGACAGGAGCCAAUGGUCUAAUAGCCUCCCAUGCCGUCGACCAGUUCCUCGCAGCGGGCUACCGCAUCCGCGGCACCGUCCGCAAUCCGUCCAAAUGCAUCUGGAUGGAGCCACUCUUUGAGCGUCGUCACGGAGCCGGCCGCUUCGAGCUGGUCCAGGUAGCCGACUUCAGCGCCCCCGGCGCCUGGUUCCAGACGCCGCAGUCAAAGGAGCCUCUGGAGUCGCCGCUGUCGCUGGUGGCGCCGGUCUCGAUGUCCAAGACGUGGAGAAGGCGUGUCAAGUCCUUCGUCUACACGAGUUCUGCGUGGGCUGCGUGGGCUCCCGACGCGAGCAAGAAGGUCAAGCUGAAGGAAUGGUCGUGGAACGAGGAGGCCAUCAAAGAGACCCAAGGCGAGGCACCUCCAUAG